This is a messenger RNA of Leucoraja erinaceus (little skate), 9551 nucleotides long. RefSeq names its product pappalysin-2-like. The transcript is spliced from 22 exons. Bases 310 to 5391 code for a protein of 1693 amino acids. Lineage: Eukaryota; Metazoa; Chordata; Chondrichthyes; Rajiformes; Rajidae. Gene Ontology annotation, molecular function: metallopeptidase activity. The record is from RefSeq and is a predicted model, not a curated record.
CGCUCAGAGAGAACAAAUAUCCGAGUUUGAAUCACUGGCAGGUCUGCUCACUCCAAGUCAACGCAAACCUAGCAUGCAUGCACCUCAUCAGGGUUUCAACUGCAGGAGUUUUGUUUUAUUUCAGGGGAGAGAUAGUUCCAACUUCAGGGGAUUAAAAUCGUUUUUUUGGAAAAAAUAAAUCAGUUUGAAGGGGAAAAAAAAAAUCAGAAUAAAGUUUUUGUUUUUUCCCCACUGGAGAGGCUACCUGAACUUUCCAGCAGAACAAGGGGUUGUUUUUGCACCCUCCCACCUUGGCAAGCCGUGGCCACUAUGCCGACCCUCAGGCUCCUACUUGUCCUUUGUACCUCUGCGGGGUUGCUGAGUCUGACACUCAGUUCACUGGCCCCGGCGAGCCCACGCUGGCGCUACAAGCGGGCUCUCUCUCCCCGCGGGCAGCCCAGUCUGAGCCCCGGAGAGCAGCGCUGCUGGCCGGCGGGAAGAAGAGGCAGGAGCCGGAGAGCUGCGGCUGCAGCCCAGCUGUCUCUCUACCCCUGGGCUGCGGAGUACGGUCGCCCGGGAGGCGGGGAGAGGAGCGGCUCGUACGCCGAGGGGAGCACCGUUUACCUGGGCGGAGAGAGCAGCGGAUACCCCAGUGAGUGCGGCGGAGCGGGGGCGGCCAGAGCUACCGGCUACCCCAGUGGAUUCAGCGGCUGGGCUACGGCGGUCGAGAGCGCCGGGGGCAUGCCGGCACGACGGGGCUGGCUAUCCGGGCCGUCCGACUGCGAGCCCGCUGCUGUCACGGCUCUUUAUCUGUCGGGUGGCAAGCAACGUCUGAAGCUGCGAUGGGAGCCGAGCAUGCCGCAGGGACAGUUCACCGCCGAGAUGUGGCUGAACCCCGAGGGAGGGCAGGACAACCCGGCUAUCGUGGCAGGACUUUUUGAUAAUUGCUCCUACUCACUCGGUGAGAAAGGCUGGAUGGUCGGCAUUCAAUCAUUGGAAAAUUCUGGAAGGAAGGAUCCGCGUUUUUUCUUCACUCUCCGCACGGACAGAGCCCGGAAAGCCAGCACAGUCUUUGCCCAUCACAACUACCAGCCCAACACUUGGACCUACCUGGCCGUGUCUUAUGAUGGCCAUCAGAUGCUCCUCUACAUCAAUGGAGCCAGGGUUGGUGCCAGCACUGGACAGUUGGGGGAUCUGCACAACAUCUUUAUGAGCUCAUGUCGGACAUUGCUGAUUGGCGGGGACAGAUCGAGGGAGGGACACAGUUUCCGUGGUUACUUGGCCAGCUUUAGCCUGUGGAAGACUGCAAAGUCUCAGGCUGAAUUAGUGAAAAGGUAUCGCCAAAGAACACAGAGAGGAGAUGCUUCCUUGGUGUUGGUGGCGGAUUUCUCCAGGAUGGAAGAACAAUGGAUACCAGAUAAGGACUGUCAUUAUCCCACCCGCGACAUUGUACUUCUUCCAGAGCCUGUGCUGGCAUCACCCUUGAUUCCUCCACUAUGCGGGCUAACGGUUUGUGACAAUAUUGAUGUAAUUAAGAACUACAACAAUUAUUGGCCGCUGAGGGGCGAGAAGCUGAUGUGCUACAGGGUGAUCAACGUUUACGAUGACAAACGACAAAAUCCCACUGUCACAAAGCAGCAGAUUGAGCUCCAACACCAGGUGUUGAACAGGGCCUUCAGCAGGUAUAACAUAACGUGGGAUCUCACCGUCACCGAGAUCCUCAACUCCACCAUUCGGAACCGGAUCAUCCUGGUCAACUGUGAGAAGAGCAAAAUUGGGAACGACCACUGUGACCCCGAGUGUGACCACCCCCUGACUGGCUAUGACGGUGGGGACUGCCGCUACCUGGGGAGGUGCUACGUCUGGAAGAGGCGGGAUGAAGUCUGCAACAUGGAAUGCAACAACUUCCUGGAUAAUUUUGAUGACGGCGAUUGCUGCAAUCCCAUGUUCACGGAUGUGCGGAAAACCUGUUUUGACCCCGACUCUCCAGAAAGGACUUACAUGAGUGUGAAAGAACUGAAGGAGACACUGCAGAUCAAUGGUUCCAUGUAUCUGAAUGUUUAUUUUGCCAAUUCGGUACGGGAGGAACUGGCAGGUGCUGCCACCUGGCCCUGGGAUAAAGAAGCCCUGAGUUACUUGGGUGGGGUUGUCCUAAGUCCAACUUGCUAUGGAAGGCCUGGCCACACCAAUACUAUGAUUCAUGAGCUUGGCCACAUCUUGGGCUUGUUUCAUGUCUUCAAAGGAGUGAGUGAGAAGGAGUCGUGUGAUGACCCUUGCAGGGAGACGAUCCCAUCAAUGGAAACUGGGGACCUGUGCGAGGACACCGCACCAACUGUUAAUAGCAAAGUCUGUCGGGACCCAGAUCCAGUGAAUGAUACGUGCGGUCAAGUGCGAUAUUCUGGCACACCAUUCAACAACUACAUGAGCUACACAGAUGAUAGCUGUACCAAUAACUUUUCACCAAACCAGGUUGCACGAAUGCACUGUUACUUGGACCUGGUAUAUCAAGGCUGGAUUCAUUCUAAAAAACCUGCGCCCAUUUCAGUGGCUCCAGAAGUGAUCGGACAGACUCCGGACUCUGUAACUAUUCAUUGGCUGCCACCAAUCAGUGGGAUGCUGUAUGAAAGAGAGGUGGGUACGUUGUGUGGCGAUUGUGAUGAAGAUGGAAAAUUUUAUCAGUAUGCACACACGGCCUCUUCGCCUCGUAUCUGUGAUAAACCAGGCUACUGGACUCCUGAAGAGGCAGUGGGGGCGCCUGAUGUGGAUGAGCCAUGUGAACCCAGUCUGCAGGCCUGGAGCCCUGAGCUUCACCUUCAACACAUGAACAUGUCGGUGCCUUGUCCCCAGCCCGACGGCUGCAUGCUGGAGGUGCAUUUUGCCUACCCUGUCGUCGCCGACUCUCUCUCUGUCUGGGUGAUCUACCUGUCUGCUGGUUUGGAGAAGGGCAUCUCUGCCAUCAAGAUUGUGACCGUUGACAAACAGGAAAUCCAGCUCGGGGGGUCAUACCAUACUUUUUGCAACGUCCCGCUGUCUGUCAAAGUCAAUGUUAAGAGGAAAGUGGCCGGUGUGAAGAUCUACACCUUUGACGAGAAGAUGGAGCUGGAUGCGGUGCUCUUGACCUCCAGGUCUCAGGACCCCUUGUGCAAUAUGUGCAAGUCCCUGAAGUAUAAGAUUGUGAGGGAACCUCCAUUUCACAAGGGACGAAUGUUGACUGUCACCCAAAAGGAAAGAACAUUCACCGACUGGGAGGUUGUCCCAGGCAGAGUUUACAGCUACCAAGUGAAAGUUACCGCCGGAUCUUUGUCCAGUGAACUGACCCCACCUCUGACCUAUGCCCAUGGUAGUCCCUUCUGUGGGGAUCAGAAAGUAGAAAGGAAUCUCGGGGAAGAAUGUGACGACGGUAAUUUGUUAGAUGGUGAUGGUUGCUCAAGAAAGUGUCAGAAAGAGGAGAAGUUCAACUGUGUGGGUGAGCCUAGCCUCUGCUAUGUGUAUGAUGGAGAUGGAAUCUGCGAGGAAUUUGAGAAAAGUAAAAGUAUUCACGACUGCGGCUUUGCCACACCUAAAGGAUUCACUGAUCAAUGGGCAACAGGAGCCUUGACGUCCCAUCAGGAUGAGAGAAGGUGUCCAGUUCAAAUGGUCACAGGGCAACCUGAUGUAACAAAGGUUUGCCAGACAGCAUUUCUGGAUGAGACCGCCAGGUUGUCUCAGUAUGCCUGGUUUCCAUGCACUGCUUCCUUCUACACUGCUAAUGUCAAUGACUUCAACAAACCUCAUUCAUACCACAGCGUGAAUGAUGAAGAAAAUAUCUGGUUAAAGGUCUUUUUUGAUCGCCCCGAUGUGGCCAGUUCGAUUGUAAUUUAUUUAUCCGCAGAUGGUACAACAUUGUUUGAUCAACAGCGUAAAUCGAUUAUAAUCCAGUUUACUGAUACCAAUGGACGCAACCACACUCUGGGUACUUAUGAGCUGAGUUGCAAAAAGAAUCCGCUGAUCAUAAAUGUGCCUCACAAACUUGACUUCAACCUCCAUAAGAUAGCAUCGGUUCUGCUGAAUGGCUCCUCACCAUUUGUAGCUGUUUCUGGAGUGGCCCUGCGUGUCUCCAAUCAUCUUGUUUCUACCAUUACACCCAAUUGUGCAAAGCAAGAGGGUAGCAAGGAUCACAAACAAAGGUAUGCCUCAUGUUCUUGCAAUCAAGACCAGUGUAAAACUUUAUCAGUGAAUCAUGCAACUGUGAACUGCAUAGAGGACCACACUGAGCACAUGCAGUGUCACUUGGCCUGUGCAAAAGGUUUAUCAUUGAAAUCUGUGUGUGGCAAGCAUCUAAGCCUUCUCCAGACAGAAGUUUCCCUCUUUUGCAAGCAUGGAAAAUGGGACGGAGCUGUGACCUGUGAACCCAUUGACUGCGGAAUUCCUGACCACUCUCAUGUCUAUCAUGCCACCUUCUUUUGCCCGGAAGGCACUACUUUUGGAAGCCGCUGCAUCUUCUCAUGUAAUCCACCAGCUAUAUUACAAGGUGAUAAUUACUUCCUGAAGUGUAUGGAAGAUGGCCUGUGGUCGUUCCCUGAAGCCUUCUGCAAGGUGGAAUGCCUUGCCCCUCCACCAGUGACUAAUGCCAGGCUGCUGGUGCCAAGAUGCCUCCAAGGAUCUCAUGACGUUGGUUCCAUCUGCAGAUACAAGUGCAACCCUGGCUAUUACAUACACGGGACCAAUGAUAAGCGGUCCAGGAAGAGGUUUCUGAAGCUGCAGUGUUUAGAAGGAGGAUAUUGGGAAGAAGGUGGCUGCAACCCUGUGCUUUGUGACCGACCUCCCUUGGUCUUCGAAGGGAUGUACAGUUGCACCAACGGGUUUGAGUUUGACACUCGCUGCAUUAUUACUUGCUAUGACCACACUAAAAAGGGCCCAAUCCGUUGCACUAAAGAUGGGACUUGGACAGAAGACUUUACUUUGUGUGACCAAGUGCAUGGAGAGUGCCUGCCUCCUCCAGAGCUGAACUUGGUGGAAUAUCGAUGUGUUGAUGGCUACAAAAUAGGUUCCAUGUGUGACGCAUCCUGUGUGAUACCUCCCAGUGACGUGGUGGUUUUGCCCAGUAACGUAACUGCUGACACGAUGGUGCACUGGAUGGAACCACCCAGGGUGCAGAGUAUUGUGUGCACAGGACUGCUCCAGUGGUAUCCAAAACCCCAUCUCAUCCAUUGUAUCCAGUCAUGUGAGCCUUUUCAAGCGGAUGGUUGGUGUGACACAAUCAACAACAGGGCAUUCUGCCAGUAUGACGGAGGGGACUGCUGCCCAUCCACGCUCUCUUCCAGAAAGGUAAUUCCCUUUGCUGCUGACUGUGAUGAUCAGGAUGAAUGUACUUGCCGGGACCCAAAUGCAGAGGAGAACCUUCAGAAAGAAAGGCAACUUGGAUUUCACUAACAUGGAAGAGAAGUGGACACUGUACCUUCUGGCCUCGGACCAGCAGUAAUGUCACAAACACCUUAUUUUGUUCUAUUUAAAGAAAGUAAGAGUUACAAAGGCAAUGUUUUUUUUUCUCUGUGAACUUAUGGAGGUCAGUGUGAGAAACAAAUGAAACUGUCUUAACAAUGGACAUAAAUGAUUAAAAAUUCAGCAGUUUCAUUCUGACACCUAGAGGCUAAACUGUGCAGAAGUCAGAUGGUUGCUGCAGUGUGAGAUACAACAUGAGAUUUGCAUUUGACUCGUGCUCCUCCUGCAUUCGCUUAAGUUACACUAUCACUACUAGACUUUUAUCCAAACUUUUAUCUCAUUACCUUUGCUUCAGAGCUCAUCGAAAGUGUCAAGCUCCCUACCUCCAUCAGUUCUCUUGCCCACUUUCAGACAUUACUUUGAAGCCAUUCUUCCUGACUUACGCCAUUUCCUCUGAUUUGAAUCUCACUCACUGCCAUCCUUCACCUAAGAUGGGGGAAUCAAUAUGACUCAAUAUUGUGCUAAAUGGCCAUAUGCUAACUGCAACAUCAUUACUCUGUUGGUAUUAUGAAUACAAGACACAGACGGAAGCCUCUUCAACCUACCCACACCAUUUCCAACCAACAUUGGCAUAUCUACAUCAACCCUGAGCAAAAAUACAAGUUGGUUGGUUGCAAGUAACAUGCUGGUAAAGCCUAUUGUGUAACUUAGAAUUCUAACACCUUCUACAGUCAAUUGGGAAAAUACCUCUGAAAUAAUAAAGGGAUUACAAGCCCUGCCAAAGCUGUGAGACAAGCUCAUGUUUGCUCUGCAUUGGAUAUACUGUAUGAAGACAGUCCAAUUCAAUACCAUGGUUUGUUUACCUGUAUAGUUAGCUCAUUAGUUUCUUAGUAUUCCAUGUUCAAACCCUUUCGAUUGUAAAAGCAGAAUGAGAAGCAGCCAACCCCGUUAACCUAUGCAGGUUUGUUAAUGGAAAAAGUUAAAACUAUACUGCGAUGUAACAUAGGCGGAGAUCAUUCAGCUUGGUGCACUUAAGCCAACAGUUAGUUAUUCAAGUAUUCAGUUGGUCAGUCAUUGCUGCUCUUUCUUCACAGCUAUCCGAGAGCACUCCACUUACAAUAUUUAUCCAAUUUCCAUCCAAAGUUACUUUGCUCUUUUCAGUCAAUACAACCUAGAUCACAACAGGUGUUCAAUUCAUCUAAGGUUGUUUGAAAAUCAUCUUAUGUAUGCCCUGUCUACUGCCUCUUCUUAUAUAGCUUCUCCUUAUUUACUGAAUUAAAACUGUUCACAAUUCUGAACACCUCUAUCAAAUCUCCUUCUAACUUACCCCAUGCAGGAAUUCACCAAUUGCUAGUCUCCAACAAAGCCCUUCAUCCAUGGCUCCUUUUUGAGUGAAUCUUUUCUUUAAACUAUGUUCAAGUACAUGUAUAGGGUUAGUUUAGAGUGAUAUGGGCCAAAAGUAGGCAGGUGGGACUAGUUUAGAUGGUGCAUGUUGGUCGGCGUGGGCAAGUUGGGCAAACAAGCCUGUUUCCAUGCUGUAUCACUUUAUGCCACUUUACCUCCAAGUCUCUGUUGCCCCUCAAAAGGAUUAUGGCAGAUCCGAUUGUAACCUCAAUUCUGCAAGGCCGUCUACCACCAGUAAGCUUUCAGCCAGUGUUUAUAGUAAUGUGCAGGUUUUGGAUAGUACAACAAAGUCUUUAGCCUACAUUAGUUAAACCAAAAUCAUUGUGAAAUUAAGACAGAAACACAAGGAACUGCAGAUGCUGGUUAACAAAACAAAGAGACACAAAAUGCUGGAGUAAUUCAGCGGGUCAGACAUGAAUAGGUGACAUUUCAGGUGAAGACCUUUCUUCAGACUGAUCAAAUUAAUUCUGUGUCUAAACCUUGCCAAGGCGUUGAUAACAGCUGAGUCGAAGUAACAAAACUUUUGAAUAAAGUAAAUAACCUAAAUUAAUAGUAAGAGAUUUUGAUCAAAUUCAUCGUAUGAAAGAUCACACAAGGCGAACAAUUUCCCUUAAAAGUGAUCUAAUUGGUCCCACAUCUAUUUCAUAAACUUGAACAGUUUUUUUCAAAAAAUGUAAGGUCCAAAUAAUAACAAAACCAUCUGUUUUACCUCCUGCUCCCACGUUCUAAUUCAAUAUCAAACUACGUUGAAUCUUCAAUUACCUUUGACUUUUCUUUCUCUUCUUUUGAAUUUGUCUGCUGUCCUUUCCACUCUGUUCAAUUAUUCAACGGUAAAGGAUGUACUAAACAUAGUACGCAUCUUCAGCUGAAGUGAUUUUGUAAAGUUUUGAACACAUUUACUCAUUUAACCAGAUAAGGCCUUCUUUGCGACUUUUUCUAACUUGGAAAUAUUAGCACCAUCCAGCCUAGGGAGGUAGUCACCAUUUAUACCAGUCCAAUCACUGCAAAGGGAAAGAGUACUACAUAGCAGCAGAACACUGAUAUUGCAGAGUCCUUCCUGUAGUCUUCCUGAUGGACAAGUAGUUCCCCUCAAGGUGAACUGUGUUUCACAGCUUAAGACCGAAUGCAACAUCAAUGUUUCCAAGGCUUAGCGUUUCUAAGACACAUGCACGCAGAAAGAAUAUCACAAAGAGGCAACAGUAUUGGCAGCAUACAUGAGACCAGUGUGAACUAAGGAAUUCCAAAAGCAACAAACUUUCUGUGUCGGAUGUUUACCCGUCUUAGAGCUGCAAAGGAGGCUGGAGAGGAAACUUGUUAGGGCACUGCCUGACACUGCAGGACAAUAAUGUGAAGACUGAUUUUGCAAAAUGUAAUGUUUGUAUGGCCCAGACCACUAUGGGUUGAUGAUCAAUGCAGUGUAAUAUUGAGCCAUUUUAGCAGGUAGGGAUUAAUGUUUACUGCACGCUGUUAACAAUGAAAAUCAGUAAGAUUGAUCAACCUCUUUAAGGAUGUUCCAGACUAAUCACUUAACCUAACUUCUGAUGGCAAUAUCCUUAGUCUUAUGACCAGGCCUAGAGCUGACUUGACCCAAAAUUACCUCUCAAAGUCACUUUAUUUUCGAUCUUAAAUUCUCCCUCUGACAAAGCUUCUAUCAUUGGUUUUAAUAUCUUUGUGGCUCUGUUACAAAGUCUGGCUGAAAAUACUGCUGUGAAUCACCUUGGGACAUUUCACUGCAUUAAAACACAAUUUAAAUACAAUUGUUGUUCAUGGUACUUCACCUAGACCAAUUAAUGAUGGAUAAUGAUAUACAGCCACAAUAGUUUUCUUUUCAGUCUGCAUUUGUUCUGAUUCAGGCAUCUUCUGCUAUAGUCACAAUCCUCAUCAGGAUAUAAUUAUUAAUCCCUGGAAAGGUGUUUCUGGUUGCAAUGUCAUUGCAGGAGGUGGGAUGGAAUUAAGAUCAUUUGAAUCACCAUUGGCUGGCUGUGGGUACAGCGAUAAACAAGGUUCACAGUUUAGAUAUAGAACAAAGUACUAUUUUACAAACCCAUGUACAAGCACGAGCCAAGAAGUUGAAACAAGGAACUGCAGAUGCUGGUUUACAAAAAAAAUUACAAAGAGCUGGAGGUCUAACUCAUCGCGUCAGGCAGCAUCUUUGGAGAACAUGUUUCAGGUCAGUAAACUUCUUCUUAAGAGUCUGAAGAAGGGUAUUGACCCAAAAUGUCACCUAUAGAUGUUCUCCGGAGAUGCUUCCUGACCUGCGGAGUUACUCCAGCCCUUUAUGUUUUUUUAAGAGCCAAUAGGUUUGGAUUGGAAUGUACUGCCCUGCAAUGAUUCUCUGCAUCCAAUUGUUAAGCACCUUAUUACACAGUAAAAUAAUUUCUGACAAGCAUACACAAAAAGGUCUUAGAAUAUAUUUUGUCUAAAAUUUUUGAAAACGCUCAAGAGAGAAUCCUGCAGCACCUUUGUAUCUGUCUGCUAAGAUAAUGCUUUAGUUUAGUUUAGUUUAGAGAUACAUUUUGAAAACAGGCCCUUUGGCCCACCGAGUCUGCGUUGACCAGUGAUCCCCGUACACUAACACUAUUCUACACACAAGGAACAAUUUACAAUUUUUUUUACCGAGGCUAGUUAACCUACAAACCUGUGUGUCUUUUGAGUAUGGGAGAAAAUCUAAGCAUUGGGGAAAACCCACAGGGCCACCAGGAGAUCGUACAAAUUCUGUACAGACCGCACCCAUAGUCAGGAUUGAA